This is a messenger RNA of Eremomyces bilateralis CBS 781.70, 1813 nucleotides long. RefSeq lists its product as uncharacterized. Gene Ontology annotation, molecular function: nucleic acid binding. Lineage: Eukaryota; Fungi; Ascomycota; Dothideomycetes; Eremomycetales; Eremomycetaceae. Bases 100 to 1635 code for a protein of 511 amino acids. The transcript is spliced from 2 exons. The record is from RefSeq and is a predicted model, not a curated record.
CACACCCUUUGCAAACACUCUGAACGAAGCACUACAUUUUAGAGUGGAAGAACCAUCAAAUCAUCAAGCAAUUAUCCCUUUAUUCAUCACCCGCCACCCAUGGCUGCUGAUGAGAAACACGCCAGAAGUAAGCAUGGGAAGCCAGCGAGGUCUCCUUCUCCUGCCUCAUCAUCCGGCAGUGAGGAGAUCGUCUUCGAGGGUCGCUGUCCACCCAGCCCUACUCCUUCGGUGAAAGCGCUCAGAAAAUUAGCACCCCACAAAAGGAACAAGCUGAACGACGAGUGGGAUGUCAUGAAUCACCUGGAGCGAUGGGAGCAUCGGAGCAAGCCCGGCAUCGGGUGGAACAAGAAGAAGAGUGACCUCUACCACCCGAAGACAGGGAAGCGAGUGAACCCACGAGACCUCUUACAGAAUACUGACAUGCUCGCCGAGUUCGAAGCUAUGGAACAAGAAAAGGCGAAUCGGAAGGCGGUCGUCGAUGACUACGUGGAAAACAUGGACGCGGAUGACCUGGCCUACAUGAUGGGUCAAUCGAACUUCGCUUCUCGGGACAUCGACAACCACAACGGCAACCAAGAUGUCUUCUACAUGCCUGACUCCGAUAGCGAUGUCAAUAAGACCCAAGGAGUCCCCGAUCUUUCCGGUGAUGUUCGCUCCACCCACCGACCUAAUGUCGAUGGAACUGCUUCCAUAAAUGGAACUGCCUCCGUCAAAGGGAAAGCCAAGGUCAUCGUCGAUAGCGACCCAGAUGAACCGGAAGAGUCGGACGAUGAGUCAGAUACCGCGCACUCGGAGACUAUCGAUGACGAAGAGAUCGCGAGGCGACUUCAAGCUGCCGAAUUCACCAGUGCCAAGACAGGUGAUGUCUACGAUGACUUCGACGACAUCGAUGACUUCGACAUCACGGACUUCAACCGCCCGAGCCUGGGGAACAAGAAGAAGUCCAAAGGUUUCCCGGGCUACCAGGGCAUGAUCGACCUCGCCGACGACGAGAUGGUCGAAGAAAUGCAAUCGGCCUGGGCGAACGAUCGGAUGAAGAAGAAAGCUAGGAAACAGGAGCGGGAACGUCUUCGCGCGGAAGGGCUCCUUGGGAGCAAGAGCAAGAAAGCGAAAGCCGCAGCCGACAAAGUCAUCAUCCGCAAGACCAUUACGGAGAUCCGCGACGAGAUCCGCAGCUUCAUCCGCUCCGGCGAUGAGAGCUACGCCUUUUCGCCCAUGACCCCCGACCAACGCCGUAACGUCCAUCUUUACGCGCACCACCUCCAACUCGUCUCCAAAUCCAUCGGCGGAGGCAACAAGCGCUUCACCAUCCUCAAGAAGACCGCGCACUCCCUCUCCAUCAGCGAGCGGCAAAUGGACCGCGUCCUCGGCCGCCCCAUUGGACCCAAGAGCAUCAAACGCGACCGUGCCGGCCCGAGCAAGGACAGCACCAAUGUCCGCGCCGGUGCGCCGACGACCUACGGACACGGCGAGGUCAUCGGGGCGGACGCGCCGGAAAUCGGGACGGAGAGUAAGGGGCAUGCGAUGUUGAGGAAGAUGGGGUGGGAUAAGGGGAAGGCGUUGGGGGCGGAGAACACGGGGAUUCUAGAGCCGAUUGAGCAGAUUAUGAGGCGGAACCGACGCGGGUUGGGCUGAGAACACUCUCCGUUGCUGUUGGCUCGCGUUGGACCCCUGAAUAGAAUCACCACUCGAUGUCAUCGACUGGGCCUUUACGAUAAUCGCGAUGGCUGUUAGGCCUCGAGCUUUGGUAAAUGGAAGUGAGCGGUUGCGGUAGAUAUCCGAGAGGGAUUUUAGAGCGAUCGGUGGCCUUCAU